Molecule: messenger RNA, 4101 nt
Organism: Engraulis encrasicolus (European anchovy)
Lineage: Eukaryota; Metazoa; Chordata; Actinopteri; Clupeiformes; Engraulidae
Gene: slc38a2
Product: solute carrier family 38 member 2
Exons: 16
Coding region: 324-1871 (515 amino acids)
Biological process (GO): L-glutamine transport; amino acid transmembrane transport
Cellular component (GO): plasma membrane
Molecular function (GO): L-glutamine transmembrane transporter activity
Source: RefSeq, a predicted model, not a curated record
GCAGAUUCCGGGACAUCAUUAGGACUAAAGAAUUUGCGUAUAUUCCAUAAUAUAUUGACCUUCAUUUUUAAAGUACAUAGCCUACUUGCAUCACUAUUUAUAUUUAGUAUUUUUUACUUGGUACGAGUAUCAAGUGCGUUAUUUAUUCUUAUUUAUAGAGGAUCUGUAACAAUAACUAAAUCCUCUAGACUUGUAGCCUAUUGGUACCUGGAAUUAAUACAGCUAAUAAUUCAAAGAAAUUGUAGGUGGCCAUCUUUUCUGCCGGUUUACAGCGCAUAAGGGAUUUUCUUAUAACCUACCGAGACAUUCGGAACGCGUCGAAGAUGAAAGAAGCAAAAACAGAGAUGAGCAGGUUGAACAUCGCACCUGAUGAGGACAGCUGCGCAAGCUCCAACAGCAAUGAAUGUCCCAGUUACCAAGAUUGUGGAACCAAGAAAGCUCCAAUUGGCAGUAGCCAAUUUACUGACCUCGAGGCUGAGAGCCAGAACUUCUUGCCAGAGUACCACUUGAACAAAAAGAAGUAUGCGACGGAAUACGAAAACCCAGGAUCGGCCACCUUCGGGAUGUCUGUAUUUAACCUGGGCAACGCCAUUAUGGGGAGUGGCAUCCUUGGUCUGUCCUACGCCAUGGCCAACACUGGCAUUGCACUCUUUGUCAUCCUCCUGGUGGCCGUGUGCAUCUUCUCACUCUACUCUGUUCAUCUGCUGCUCAAGACUGCCAAUGAAGGAGGUUCCAUGGUGUACGAACAGUUGGGCUUCAAAGCAUUCGGGAUGCCAGGGAAGUUGGCAGCCUCCAUUUCCAUCACCAUGCAGAACAUCGGAGCCAUGUCAAGCUACCUCUUCAUUGUGAAGUAUGAGCUACCGAUCGUGAUUCGGUCAUUCGUCGGUGAGAGCAACGGGGAAUGGUACACCAACGGAGACUACUUGGUCAUCAUGGUCACCAUAGCGAUCAUUCUUCCUCUAUCGCUGCUGAAGAACUUGGGUUAUCUUGGUUACACCAGUGGCUUCUCUCUUCUCUGCAUGGUCUUCUUCCUCAUUGUGGUGAUCAUUAAGAAGUUUGAGAUCCCCUGCCCGCUGACCGCUGACAUCCUCAAUGCCACCAUCAAUGCCACUGCUAGCACACUAGCUCAGAUCAACACGACUGUCACGGACUAUAGCGAGGACACAUGCACACCCAAGUACUUUGUCUUCAACUCUCAGACUGUGUACGCCGUGCCCAUCCUGACUUUCGCUUUCGUCUGCCAUCCGGCAAUCCUGCCCAUGUAUGAGGAGCUGAAAGAUCGUUCCCGUAAAAGGAUGCAGGGUGUGGCCAACGUAUCCUUCAUGGGAAUGUUCAUCAUGUAUUUCCUGGCUGCUCUCUUCGGCUACUUGACCUUUAACGCCCACGUGGAGCCUGAGCUGCUGCAUACCUACUCCAAGGUCUACAAGUUCGACGUGGUGCUGCUCAUCGUGCGACUGGCUGUCCUGACCGCCGUCACUCUCACCGUCCCCGUUGUGCUCUUCCCCAUCCGCACCUCUAUCAAUGCUCUGCUGGGCUUCUCCAAGGAGAACUUCAGCUGGGUUCGCCACAUCAUCAUCACCAUGGGACUGCUGGCCGGAACCAACAUCCUGGUCAUCUUCGUCCCCACCAUCCGUGACAUCUUUGGAUUCAUUGGUGCCUCUGCGGCUGCCAUGCUGAUCUUCAUCCUGCCCUCUGCUUUCUACCUGAAACUGGUCAAGAAGGAGCCUCUGAAGUCCAUGCAGAAGAUCGGGGCCUCCAUAUUCCUGGUCAGCGGCUUCAUCGUGAUGAUCGGCUGCAUGACCCUCAUCAUCGUCGACUGGAUCCACACGGCCGGCAUGGAGCCCGAGGCACACGAUAACGGCCACCACUAGGGGGUGCUUUUCUGCAGAAGGGUUGAAUGAAAGCACCUGGAGAAAUACCACCACCCUGCUUUUGGUAGCAAGAGGCCUGCAGUGCCUCUUCACCCAGCUUCCCUUCAGAUGAAACGAAUGAUGAUUAUGAAACGAAAAACGAUCCGAACCGCUUUACAAACUGCUAGCAAAGAUGCUGGAGGAGGAGGAGGAGGAGGAGGAGGAAGUGAUGAAGAUUUAGUGUUGUUGCUCUUGUAUGACAGCACAGAGCAGAAAAACUUUACCAUUCUGAGAGAAUGUCCUGGACUUUGUACAGUAUGCUGUUAGGCCACAAAGUUGGUAUUGAUGUUUUUUCUUACAUAUAUGUGCUUUGUUUUGUUACUCUUUUAUUUUUUUGUUUCAUCGUUUUUUUGUGUUUGACUUAUUUUUUUGUUUGUUUGUUUUGGCUUUGUUUAUUUUUUGUAAAAAUAGUUCUGGUACGGUUUUAUCUUCUGAUGGUGCCUCACUCAAAGAUUGUAGUCAACUUUUUUAAGACAUUUACAGCUCGCAUUCGGGUGAUUAUCUGGAUGCGGGCGUUUUGUUUUUGUCUUUUUCGUCAGUGUUCUGGGUUGGCUAAGAGUCGGGUAACGUUAACCCAAAGCCAGGUGUGAGCCGGACACUCAGUCAAGGCAACAGCAGCAUUUGAAUGCAGACUGCACACUCUCUAACUAUACUCAAGGCAAAACAAGUGAAUUGUUGUCAUCAUAAUUUUUUUUACGGUUGCCAAAAAAUAUUUCUUACUGGUGUUUGUACCUGUAAAAGCACUUAGUAUUCAGCACACGUGAACGUUUUUUUUGUCGGCGCACAUGGUUGCUAGACAAGAAGACGAACUGUAUUUAAAUGACAAGGUUGGCCUUUCCCCCCCCUUGUUGACCGACUCGAUCUGUAAAUUACUCCAAUGAUGAAGUGAACAAAAAACCUGCUUAUUCAUAGUCGCUCACUGUAAGCUGGGGUGAGAAAACCAGUGAUUUUUUUCUUUGAUUAAUAACUGUAUCUCACUAUAUAACCUUAUUCAUGAAUUAGGCAGAAAAAAAAAUAUGUUGAGGAAAAAAAACUUAGUCGCUCAAAAAUGUUAGGACUGGACAUGUUUGUUGCUGUCAGAACUCCCACCAAGUGUGGAGCACUACUAUUGUUUUUCUUUAAAAAGAAAACUGUCUCUUUAAAGAAAAAAUAUACAUUUUUUUAUUGUUAAAACCACAUAUCGUGGUUGUAAUGUUACCUGUAUAACUUGCAAAGAAAAGAAAAAAAGAAGAAACUCUUUCUUAACUGUAAAAAAAACGCACAUAACCAAAAAAGAGGGUAUGCUAUUGCUGGCCUCCAUGCAGCUUCAUUGACUGUAUAAAUGAGCCUUCAUCCGCAAGUUUGUCACCAUUGCAGUGUUAACUGUUGGCAGCUGCUCAUUUUGGUAAAAAGAAAAAAACACGAACAGAAAGAGAGAGGGAAAAAAAGGAGCUUAAUGAAACAACACGUCAUGUCUGCUUGUCACUUUGUUGUCUGCCGUUCGUGCCCUGAAAUGUCAUUUUGUUUGCAGGCACAUUGGGGGUGACAUUUCACUGUGCUUCCAGUCGCUAACCUCAAACGAAGAAAAAAAAAGAAGAAAUGUCAUCCAAAAGUUUUAUUGUCCAGGAUUAUUUAUGAAAGAACAUCAUUGUAAUUUAAUCUAUUUUACUAUAUUUAUAUACUGUACAUAUGUGUAUAUAUGCUUCAUUUUAUGUUUUGAGCUUGUUUUUUUCCCUUUUUUUGUUUUUCGUUUUUAGUGGCAGUCUCUCAAGCCUUUUGAGAGACUGUCAGCCAGAUCAUGUCACUGUAGAGUUUUGUUUCUAAGAAGUCCUCUUUUACUGGUACAAAACCAUCGCUAAGGCUGCCCUUCACCCACUCUCUCUCGCACCAGCUUCACACCGCUAGCUAAUUGUGCUACUGUAACUCCACACUGAAUCCUACCUACAAACAAAAUCUUAAAAACAUCACAAAAAAUUAUAGAGGAAAUGGUUUACAUGAUCGGACAGCUGGCCGAUAUUGUCAGCGCCCUUCUAAUGGAGUUGGGUUGGGCCGGCACACACUUUAUUCACCCGUUGAAAAUGCUGUACGACUCCCUUACGGGCCCUGGGAGAGGGGAGAGGGCAUCCCUAUAAGUGCUACACUCUUGUUUCAAUGAAACACUAUGUAUAUCCUGUAAGAAUUGUCAAAAAUUAAAAAAUCCAAGAUAACCAAA